Bradysia coprophila is the source of this 1244-nucleotide messenger RNA. RefSeq names its product putative pseudouridine-5'-phosphatase. Gene Ontology annotation, molecular function: phosphatase activity. The record is from RefSeq and is a predicted model, not a curated record. Lineage: Eukaryota; Metazoa; Arthropoda; Insecta; Diptera; Sciaridae.
UGUACGUGCUUCGGUGAUUGAAUCGAUUGAAAUCAUGUGUUUCAUAAUGUUUUGAUGUCACUGAGAGGUAAACGCAAAUAAUUAUAAACAGAAAUAGUUUGUCAUCGAUUUACUAUAAAUUUGGCACUGCGAACGACAGAAAAUUAGACGAUUAUUUCGAUUGAUAACCUCGAAGCAAGGGCACCAGUUUCUUUAAUAUACAUUGUAUAUUGCGUCAUCCUAAAUUUCGAACAUGAACCGUUUAAUCAGUUCGGCUUUAUUGCCUUCUGUGGCAAACAUCUUUUCGCGAAACGUGUCCAGUAAAAGUCCAGUAGCUAUGAAAAAAGUCUCGCAUGUGAUUUUCGAUAUGGACGGUCUCCUACUUGACACGGAGCACAUUUACGAAGCCGCGGUGCGCGACAUCGCCAAAUCAUACAACAAAGACUAUCCGCAUGAUGUGCGAAUGAAGGUGAUGGGAACUACCGAACAAAUGACCAUAAAAAUUGUCGUUAAGGAGCUCGCACUCCCAAUUUCGGAAGCUGAAUUUCAAGACAAAUUUACGGAAUUGUGUCGAAAGCGCUUCGGCAAAUUAGAUCUACUGAAAGGCGCUGAUCGUUUGAUUUUUCAUUUGCAUCAAUCCAAGGUUCCGUUCUGCUUAGCGACAAGUUCCAGCCAAGAAAUGGGUGAACUCAAAAUGAGCAGCCACCAAAGCUUGUUCGAUCUAUUCAAUCACAAAGUUUAUGGUUCAACGGAUCCUGAAGUGAAACAUGGCAAACCGGCACCGGAUAUAUUCUUGGUGGCAGCAGGACGCUUCCAGGCGAAACCCAGUCCCAGUGAAUGUUUAGUAUUUGAAGAUGCACCGAACGGUGUCAGAGCGGCCGUAUCUGCUGGAAUGCAAUCUGUCAUGGUUCCAGAUAAAAUAGUGGCGCCCGAGCAGCGGAAGGAGGCGACAUUAGUUCUAGAGUCAUUGCUUGAUUUCAAACCAGAAAUGUUUGGCCUGCCACCAUUCAAGUGAAGAUCUAAGAUGAUGUUGUUGUUGUUGAUGUUAACUCAUUCGUAAGUUAAAUUUAUAAAAUUGUUGAAUUCAAAUGCCGCGUUUGAAUUAGCGUCUUGAACAAAAUACCACCGCCCAUUUUUCGUGUAGCAGAUUUAUUUCUCAUAUAAGUAUAUAAAACAAAAACUUCCAUAGCAUCCGAAAGUGGGACUGUGUCCAUUAUAUAGUUAAAACGGCUAGAUACUUAAAUAAAUACUUCCAAGUAGUUGGA